This is a messenger RNA of Haplochromis burtoni (Burton's mouthbrooder), 4498 nucleotides long. It is a transcript of the gene gdpd4a, whose product is annotated as glycerophosphodiester phosphodiesterase domain containing 4a. NCBI's taxonomy places the organism in Eukaryota, Metazoa, Chordata, Actinopteri, Cichliformes, Cichlidae. Bases 378 to 2171 code for a protein of 597 amino acids. The record is from RefSeq and is a predicted model, not a curated record. The transcript is spliced from 17 exons. Gene Ontology annotation, cellular component: membrane. Gene Ontology annotation, molecular function: glycerophosphodiester phosphodiesterase activity. Gene Ontology annotation, biological process: lipid metabolic process.
GAGAGCGCUGUCGUGACGUAAGCAACAGGUUGAACGGAGCCCCUCGCGGACGCCCAGUGCCCGCACUUCUGUUGUUUCCCUGUCCGGAGCUCGCGCGGCAUCAUCAUCAUCAGCGGCACACGCGGAGCCGACUGCGUGCAUGUGUGUGAGGCUGCGCUGCUGCACGAGACCACUGCAGCAUUCGGCUGGUGCCUCAGAACCCAUUUUAAAAACUAAAGGCUCAAAACGAGACGGAGAAAACGGACAGCGGCGGGAAAACUGACGUCCUUCAGGUAAAGAGUUUGGUGGCCAAAAAUCCAGCUUUUCCCUUCUCGCUGUCCUACAUGUCUUCUCUCCUUUUCUGUCUCUCUCUGUGAUGCUGGGCUGGGGCUGACUGUAUGCCCGUGACCAGACUGAAGCUGGGGAAGCUAAAGGUGGUGCGGCGGCAGCUGCUGCAAAGGUAUGAACACCAGCCAUUUGUCUCCUGCCUGGCUGGCCUCUACGGCUGCCAAUGGAGACGAUACCAAAGAGCCCGGGCACAGCCGGGAGAGUGCUGCUGCAGCAAGGUGGAGUGUGGCAGCUUUGGCCUCCUGAUCCUCACCUUUUUCCUGAGUUUUGUGUUCCUCUAUUUCUGGAGUGAAGCCCAGAACGACUACAAUGACUUUGACUGGUUUAACUUUGGGAAUCUUGGGUUCUGGUUCCCCUGGUCUCUGGUCCUGCUGAUUGUUGCUGCGGCUCUCUUCACAUACAUCUCUCUGCUAUUGGUGCUGGCGGUGUGUUUGCUUUCUGAGGGCCAGAGGUUGUACCUUCACUGGAGCCACAAGUCUGGUAUUGUGGUGACGCUGGCGUUCUCCGUCACAGCCACCGCCAUCCUCUCUGACCUCUGGAGCAAAGAAUGGAAGACUCUCCUCCUCUCUCUGCAGGUCACAGCACCUUACCUACAUGUGGCUGCAGUGUCAUUGAUGGCGAUUCUUUCCUGGCCAAUAGCAUUACAUUUCUUUCGCAUGAACAAGAAAGUCCGUCAGGUGGCCGUCCUGGGACUCUUUCUGUCCGUGCUGUUCUCGCUCUACUUGGUUCCUCUGGGAAUGUACUCGCCCUGCAUCAAAGAGGCGGGAACUCUGGGACCUGCCCCUACUCUCAUUGGGCACAGAGGAGCUCCAAUGCUCGCUCCGGAGAACACUGUGAUGUCUUUUGAGAAGGCAGUGGAAGCUGGAGGAGAAGGACUGGAGACUGAUGUCACCAUCAGUUUUGAUGGCGUUCCCUUCCUGAUGCACGACUCCACCCUGAAGAGGACCACUAACAUCGCGGAGGUUUUCCCAAACAGGACACACCUCGACGCCUCCAUGUUCACUUGGACCGAGCUGCAGCAGUUGAACGCUGGUGAUUGGUUCUUAUCGAGGGAUCCGUUUGGCACCGUGUCAUCCCUCUCUGCGGCAGACCGCUCCCAGGCCCAGAACCAGUCUAUUCCCUCACUGGUCCAGUUCCUGGAGGUAGCAGCCCGAAGUGGUAGACUCGUGCUGUUCGACCUGCGCAGGCCACCGCUUGGACACCCAUACAGUCUGUCAUACAUCAACACCACUCUACAGGUGGUACAGGCCCACAUCAACUCCUCGCAGGUCCUGUGGCUGCCAUCUGAAGACAGGGACCAGGUCCAGGCUGUGGACCCACACCUGCAGCAGACCUCUGGAGAAAAGGCUUCUAUCCAGGAGUUGACAGACGGACACAUCACCAGACUGAACCUGCACUACAGCACCAUGUCUCAGCAACAGAUCCGAAAGUACCAGUCAGUGAACAUCAGCACUAACCUGUAUGUGAUCAGCCAGCCUUGGCUCUACACACUGGCCUGGUGUGCUGGAGCGCAGUCCGUGACCACCAACUCCAUCCACAUCCUGUCCAACAUCAACAAGCCGCUGUUCCUGAUGACCUCAGAGGAAUAUAGUCUGAUGUGGAUUCUUACUGAUGUGGUGUCAGCCUUCCUCAUCACUGCAAUUUUCAUAUUCCACUGGUGGAGAGAGCGAGGCCUGCCCUUCUGGUCCGGCAGCCGGCAGACUCACGAGAAUGGACCAUACAGCAAGUUCAGGACAGAGCUCAGCGAUGUUUGGUCCAUCUCCAGCGUCACUGUCCGGCCUGAUUUACGGAGCAUGCCUACUUCACCCAGCACCCCUCACCUGCCCACCAUCACAGAGGAGUGAGAGGGAGGGAGAUUAAAAAAGGAAGGUGCAAGUCAGGAAAGGACAGAUAAGAGAUGGAAAAAGUCCUUGUUGAGAGUGUGAUGAAGGCCUGUCAAACUCUCUGAUCUUAAGCUUUUGUUAUUUAAUUAUUGUUGCUUAUAAUAGUCAGUCUAUUACUUAGCAUCAGUUUAACACCCACAAAAUCGAUGUGGAUUGAUGGGACUUGACAGACAGUGUGAGCAGCCAACACAGCAUUUGUCUUCACAUUUUGAUGGAAAACUCCGAGCAGUGCACAGAAAUUUGUGACACCACCUUUUAACAAACAAAUGAAAACUAAAAAUGUUUGGAAGUCAUGACAGAGAGAGCAGAAAGUAGACGGCACACUCUAUUCUCCAUCUGUCAUCCUCUCGGUCUGUGGGUGGGCCGCCUGUGGAAGACGAACAGCUGGAAAUAAAAAGCCUUCAUUCAUUUCCCAUCAGAGAUGAAGCAAAUGGACUGUGGACACGCGCCCUGGGGUGUCCGUUUCCAUACUGUAAUCUCAUGAUGCCAUUAAAUUCCUCAAAGUGAGGACAGUUAAAGACGAGACCAGAGGAUGAGGACGUUUUCAUUUCUGGUCAUUCGGCACGGUGAACGAACAAAAUAAUGAACGUCUGCAGCUGCAGUGAUCCAUCAGUCACCUUUGUGCGUCUGCUCGCUGAUGAAGGACCAAAUGUUGAUCAGAGACGCUCUGUGAUAAACUGUAAACACAGAAGAAAUGAAAUUGACUCUUACAUAUGAGCUGUGCUUUUUCAUUUUCAGCUGUACAGACAUCAGGUGCAUCAGACAAAAACCUUAAACCAUGUCUUAAAUUAUCACUUGUGUGUCUGUGAAUUGCUAGAUUCAGUGUGUGAACUCGAUACUGUUGGACUGACAGAAUGAAUGUAAACCAAAGGCUCGGGAAGGGUACAGUUCAUCUAUCUGUGUACUAAAGUGAAUGUAAUAUUAAGUUUCCAAAAAGUAUGCAGAUUUUUGGCUGUAUUUUCCAACAUGACAUUUUUCCCAGGGUCAGAUCUCAAUUUUACCACCGUGGGGAAAAAGUCAUUUAAAUUAGUUUAUAUAUACAUAUAUCUCUAUAUAUUGCUGGUUAGCUUAAUCUAUAAGUACUAUAGCAUAAUUAAUCAGUAGGUUUAUUUUUUUAUAGUAAUAGUCUAAACCUGCAAUUAAUAACUAGAGCUUUAAGAUAAAUGUAGUGGUUUAAACGUCCUACUGUAGGCUCCCCCUGCAUGCUGCAGGCAUCACUGCUCGAGAGAGACGGCGGCUGCUGCCAGCCUGCAGAGGUUUACAAGGAAUCUGCAAAAUGUAAUGAUGGUGACAAACUAAACAUUCAGUUUGUCUGCAUCCAAUCAGCUUUUGUUUUAUCUUAUUUCAGUCGCUCUGUCACCGUGUCAAACACAGCUGGCGGUGGAUGGUACCAGGUGUGAAGUUAGUUUUGUAGAUCAAGGACUCUCAUUGGCUUUUUACCUGUACUGGUUUUGAAUGUGAUUGGGUCAACGUGCCACUCACAGCCCUUCCUCUUUGCUCUGUCUGUGUGUGUGUGUGUGUGUGUGUGUGUGUGUGUGUGUGUGUGUGUGUGUGUGUGUGUGUGUGUUUUAAGUCUUUUACAGUUUAUGGAUCCAUCAGUUUGCUGGGGUCCACUUUGGUCCAGGUGAUGUAAAUUUUCUUAUCUGAUAUAAAGCAGGAGUGUCCGUGUGGAGGCCUGCGGGGGUGGUUGGGCAGUCUUUGAGCGGACUUCAGAGACAUUAUGAAUGAACACCGCUCUGUGAUGUCUGCAGCUGACUGUGUAUAUUCCCCACCACUGCUCUUCACUCAGAUUCAAACCGACACGUGGGUUUUUUUGUUUUUUUGUUUUUUAAACUGGCUGCUGGUAAUUUUAUUUUGGUGUCUCAUCAGUGCCAAGUGUGGUAUCAGUGUCAGAGAAACCAGACUACUUUAAUAAGUCCAGUAUCAGCGUUGUCUUCAAAUAUAUAGCCAGUAUUUCCUGGCUACACACUGAAUCUGUACUGUGUUGUCUUAACUUAAACUGAUUUCAGCGAUGAAAUUCAGAGCGUCUUGUCAGCUUUGCAGGUGUGAAAUCCGCAGGGUGAUGCGGCCUUGGCUUUUCUGCUGUGAGCGGAUUUGUUUUUCAUCACUUUGAUCGCACAUCAUACGUAAAUGUGCCGGAUUCUUAUUUAGAAAAUACAAAAUAGUUUCUAAAAAUUCUCCAAUGGUGACUCAUUAUGCUAAAAGUGCAGUCUUUGCUACAAGCACAUGUUUAAUGGACCAAUUUCUGUGUGGAAAUGUGAGUAAAAACAAAACACUGGAAACCUGUC